Messenger RNA from Lachancea fermentati, 750 nucleotides. The record is from the annotation of a GenBank genome assembly. NCBI's taxonomy places the organism in Eukaryota, Fungi, Ascomycota, Saccharomycetes, Saccharomycetales, Saccharomycetaceae.
AUGGCAGAAGAGUCGCUGGAACGCCUGGAUCAAGAGAUCACUUUGCAUCUUCAGCAAAUUGAUUCGAAUCUAAGCUAUUGUUUUUCCAAAAUUACCCAGGAUAUCAUACCACAUGUGACCAAAUAUGGGGCUGUGUGCGACGAAGUGAUGGACAGCUGCAAUUGGCUCAAAGUCAUGUUCCAGCAGGCUGGAAACUUGCAGAUAGACUCUGUGGCACGGCCUGGGUCGCCUGAAGACCAGCAAGCUUUGGAAUCGCACGUCUCAGAGGGCUCCUUGCAGACACUGUUCCCAGGUAAGCCUCGCGUCAGCGCUGACUCUUCUAGCGUGAUGGCGCCUCCUGUGCUGCAGAAACCGACCCUGAGUGCGGACACUGGGGAUAUUACCACUACCACAGGACAAGUUCUGCAGCUGCCAGACUCCAGCGACGAAGAACGCGCUGAUGACGAGCACACAAACGACACGGUCAAGAGCAGUAUCGGGGACGAUGCAGACGGCAGCACAAUGCAGCGGCAACGUCGCAAGCGCAAGAUGUCGUUACUUCUCCAACAGCAGUUCGGUUCAAGCUCCAGCAGUGCGGUACCCUCGCCUGCGCAAUUGACGGCACCACCUCCAGACUCAAACCUCGACAGCUCUCCUCUUCGCAAGACCGACGUGGGUCAAAGUGAGAGUACGAAGAAAUUGGCAGCCCCGCCUGGCACAGUGAUUCACUUCUCAACGCGCCAGAUGACUCAGGACAGCCUCGACGAGUGA